Messenger RNA from Pundamilia nyererei, 3511 nucleotides. RefSeq names its product lysine (K)-specific demethylase 2Ba (gene kdm2ba). Gene Ontology annotation, molecular function: protein binding; zinc ion binding; DNA binding. The record is from RefSeq and is a predicted model, not a curated record. The transcript is spliced from 10 exons. Bases 89 to 2431 code for a protein of 780 amino acids. Lineage: Eukaryota; Metazoa; Chordata; Actinopteri; Cichliformes; Cichlidae.
UGUGUGUGUUUGGUGUGAAGGAGGGGGGGGGGACGAACUUAGCUUGUUCAGCCAUGUUAGUUUUCUCAAACGAUGAGAGAGAGGAGACAUGGCCUUGUCACUGAGCGGAGACGAUGAGGAAUAUGAUUCAGAAUCUGAGCAGCAGCGGGCAGCUAACCGGCCCAAACCCAAAAUGGGGACGUCGUCAGCUGUUAAGCUGCCGUCCAACCGCAGCUCCUCUGGAGCCCGCCGCAGGAGGACACGCUGCAGAAAGUGCGAGGCGUGCUUGCGGUCUGAAUGCGGGGAGUGUCACUUCUGUAAGGACAUGAAGAAGUUUGGUGGACCAGGGCGCAUGAAGCAGUCCUGCAUCAUGAGACAGUGCAUCGCGCCUGUGUUGCCCCACACAGCAGUGUGUGUAGUGUGCAAAGAAGCCGGGAAGGAGGACACACUGGAGGAUGAGGAGGACAAGUUUAACUUUAUGCUGAUGGAGUGCUCCAUCUGCAAUGAGAUCGUCCAUCCCAACUGCCUGAAGGUGUGCGACGCUUCGGGGGUGGUGAAUGAUGAACUCCCUAACUGCUGGGAAUGUCCUAAAUGCAACCAUGCUGGAAAGAGUGGAAAAGCAUUGAAGCAAAAAAGGGGCCCGGGGUUCAAGUAUGCCUCCAACCUCCCUGGCUCUUUGCUGAGGGAACAGAAGCCUGUGACAAAGGAGGAAGGGGACGCUUCUUCAGCAACUAAGAGGAGGUCAGACAAAGAGGAGACACCCAGGUACCGACCCGAGGAGUCUCUCAGCCGCCAGCCGCCGGUGCUUUCACCCAGCAACCUGCCACGGCCCCGGCCCGAGGACAAACUGAGGAAAAAGAGGAAGCUGUUUGAUGAUGAUGAGGAAGAGGAUCUCAGUAUGAGGAAGAAGGAAAGGUCAGAUGAUCCUUAUUUUUCCAAACUUCUUCAACAAAUCAAGAGAGAAGAGGAUGAUGAAGAUGCUGAAGAAGAGGAUGAAGACGGAAGGGAGCCUCUUUUCCAGAGCGGUGUAGAGAGGAAAGGGCGCUCUGGAGACCCUGAAGAUGAUGUGGAUUACAGGGACUCCAAGAGCGACCUUUUGAAUCUCAGCCUUAGAACACCGGUUGGAGACAGUGACCAGUCUCACUGUAGCUCUCCACAGGCCGGCCCCAGCAGUGAGGGCGGGAGCGAGACCCAGGAAAAAGGCCCGCGUCCAAAGGCUCGGCGUAAGCGGCGUUUACCUAACAGAGAGCUGAGUCGGGAACUGAGCAAAGCACUUACCCAGGAAAUCCAGAAGACCGAGGACUGCAUGGCCAAUGAGAACCGGCAACCACUGAAGCCUGAACCAGAGACGGAAAACGAGGAACCCAAGAAGCUGUUCUGCAACGGCAAUGAGCUCGGGGAUCAGAGGGCCCACCUCAAGACCAAAGAGAUGAAUGGGAACUCCUGGGAGCUGCGACACUUCUACCCAAGUCAGAUCACUCCGCUGGGCUUCAACAGGAGCACUCCGACAACCCGGCCAGUUCCUCCGCGCUCUCCACCCAAGUGUGUCCAAAUGGAGCGGCACGUUAUUCGGCCCCCUCCCAUAAGCCCGCCUCCCGACAGACUGCCUCUAAAAGAUGGAAAAGCACACAUUAUCCAGCGAGAGCUCUGGAUGAAGAUAUUCCGCUAUCUCACACACCAGGAGCUGUGUGUGUGCAUGAGAGUGUGCAAGACGUGGAACAGAUGGUGUUGUGACAAGAGACUCUGGACAAAGAUAGAUCUGAACCGCUGCACCUCAAUCACCCCACUCAUGCUAAGUGGGAUUAUCCGCCGACAGCCAGUCUCCCUGGACCUCAGCUGGACCAACAUUUCCAAGAAACAAUUAAGCUGGCUUAUUAACAGACUGCCAGGUCUGCGAGUGUUAAGGCUGUCAGGUUGCUCCUGGGCUGCUGUGUCUGCACUCUGCACCUCCAGCUGCCCUCUGCUGCGCACUCUCGAUGUGCAGUGGGUGGAGGGACUCAAAGAUGCACAGAUGAGGGACCUCCUCUCCCCUCCCACAGAUAACAGACCAGGCCAGCUGGAUAACCGCUGCAAGUUGCGGAACGUGGAGGAACUGAGGUUAGCGGGGCUGGACAUCACCGACACGUCUUUACGCCUCAUAAGUCGACAGAUGCCUUUGCUCUCCAGGCUGGACCUUAGCUACUGCAACCAUAUCAAUGACCAGUCAGUCAACCUGCUGACAGCAGCAGGGACCACAACCAGAGAUUCCCUCACAGAAAUCAACCUCUCAGUGUGUAACAGAGUAACGGACCAUUCCUUAAAUUUCUUCAAGCGCUGCGGAAGCAUCUGUCAGAUAGACCUUCGCUUCUGCAAGCAGGUGACCAAGGCAGCCUGUGAAAGGUUCAUCGCAGAGAUGUCUGUGAGUGUACCGUUUAAAUUGAAAGAGGACAAAUUGCUGCAGAAGAUAAGCUAGUUCCCAACAGGGCAAACAAUAAAAGGACUUCAAAGAUGGUCUUUGCACUUAAUGGAACAACUGGUCCUGUGAUAAGUCUCUGAAUCACUGUCAGUAAACUGAAGUGAAAGAUUGAGGUUGACUGGAUGGAAGCCUUGGAGUCUAAUGUCAGGAGGUGACAAACAUUCACUGGACGGGUUAAGAAGAGAUGGCAUGCAUGUGUUUCUUUUGAGACUGUACUUUUAUAAAGACCUGCUUGUAAUUGACUCCUGGGUUAUUUUUAUUCCUUAAAUAUUUGAAAAACAGUAUUUUUAUAGCAGCAACAUUUCAUGAGUUUACAGUGUCUCAGGAACUAUUAUCACAGAGAGACUGUACCGUGAACUGAAAAUGAUCUCCUUCAGUUUGCCCUCUUGUAACAGUCUGCGUGCCAAAAUGUACAUUUGAAUUUAACAUCACUUCAGUAUCAGAGAAAUAAAAUAGCAUGUACAAUAUAUCUGAUCAUAAAAAUAUUUAGAAUGUCUUUUUGAUGAAGAUAAAAAAAAAAAAAAAAGAUAAACAAAUUUCAUAUUCUGUUACACCCUCAUGCCUUCAGUUACAUUACUACUUUAAACUGUGGAGUGUUUUUGCUUUAUGGGGUUUUCAACAAUAUUUCAAUAUUAAUUUAUUGAUUGUUUUUUUUAUUACUGUUUGUAUUUAUUCAGUAAGUUGACAUAGGUGUGUCACAUAGCUGGGUCAAAUAAUUAGUACAAGUAAUUUAUCAGGGUGAUUUAAGCCUGUUGCAGCUCCCAGCGGGUGAAGUUCAACACCCAAAAGUUAGUAACAGGAAGCUGACUGUCCCAGCAACUGUGAAACUGACUUUGUGAUAAUACAGUAAUCCCCCACACAUCUGUUUUCACCUGGUUCUGGUUUAUAUAAUCUGCUAACGCUGACCUUUGCAAAUAACUCAUUUGCAUAGUUUUGAACCUAUACUCCCUACAGUAGGUGUUGUAUUUUGGUUGUUGUGCUGUAAUUGAUCACCUCAGGUGAAUGUGAUGUUUAUAUUUGUAAAUCCAAAAAUGAUGUGCUAAUAUGCAUUAAAAGAAUUUCAUUUGUACCAUUAAA